AUGGCUUUGGUAUUGUUGAUGGGUGUACCUGGUUCCGGUAAGACAUAUCUGAGUAGGGAAUUGAAAGCGAAACUUGGCGAUGGGAUUUGCGCCACUUUCUCAUACGAUGAUAUUUUCAAUGAUGAUGGUUUCAUGGAGUACAUGUGGGGUGCGGAAUGUAUCAAUAGAAGUAUAUUACAAUUAUAUGGUGUGGACGAAAGUACAAAUGCUCACAAUGAGCGGAAAAGAUGUGAAAAUCGAAUACGGGAAUUCUUGAAAGUUCAGCUAUCGAUUGAAGACACAGUGCCGCCGGUAACUGUGGUAGACGAUAUAUUUUACUUGAAAAGUAUGCGAAGGCCUUUCCGUAGAAUGUCGACAACGUAUCAUCUUCCAUAUCUAGUCGUCUUCGUAGAUGUACCAAUCACCACAGCUUUAACACGGAAUAUGCAACGUCCUGCAAAAUGUCGCAUUCCGGAAUCUACCAUCCGAAAAAUCCAUCAACAAAUGGAAUUACCAUCAAAAGACGACGGUGACUUCAUCAUCUAUCAAUCAACGGAUGAUUUGAAAUCAUUGGUUAAAUAUAUUGAUCAUAUUAGAUGGAAAACAAACCAAUGGUAUACUUCGAAUAAAGUAAAGUUGAUGAUAUCUGAAGGCAUGGAAAAAUCAUCGAAUAAUAAGAAAUGGAUGAAAUUAGAAAUUGACCUGAGAAGAUGUGUUAGUGAAUUAAUUCGAGAGAAAAACGUUAGCAAAGAUGGUAAUCUGUUAGCAAAAAUAAAGAAAAACAUUUAUUGGCAGAUGCGAACAAAGGAUGCAAUUAACUGGGAUAUGCAACAAUUAAAGGAUAUGCUGUGGAAAGAAUUUCAGGUUUGA
Messenger RNA from Cercopithifilaria johnstoni, 849 nucleotides. Lineage: Eukaryota; Metazoa; Nematoda; Chromadorea; Rhabditida; Onchocercidae. The record is from the annotation of a GenBank genome assembly.